This is a messenger RNA of Aspergillus wentii DTO 134E9, 6249 nucleotides long. RefSeq names its product protein kinase RIM15. Gene Ontology annotation, cellular component: cytoplasm; nucleus. Gene Ontology annotation, biological process: phosphorelay signal transduction system; peptidyl-serine phosphorylation. NCBI's taxonomy places the organism in Eukaryota, Fungi, Ascomycota, Eurotiomycetes, Eurotiales, Aspergillaceae. The record is from RefSeq and is a predicted model, not a curated record. The transcript has 2 exons. The coding region runs from base 1 to 6249 and encodes 2082 amino acids. Gene Ontology annotation, molecular function: ATP binding; protein serine/threonine kinase activity.
AUGGCAGGCAAUGGCACCUCGAGUGCUCAGUUCCUUGCUCCCCCGGCCGUUACGGCCUUGAGGCAGGAGGCUCGGAGCAUCGAUCCGAAAUUCUCACCCAUGACUCGCACCCUCAGCGACAAUAUGCGCGAAGAACGCCAGGACUUGAAGGAGGCGGCGGAGCAGACCUUGAACGUUAUCAUUGAUCUGGAUCUUGAUGGUCGGAUCAAAUGGGUUAGUCCCUCGUGGAAGCAGGUCGUCGGGACCCCUCCCGAUUCUGUCGAAGGGCGCAUGGUCUCCGAUAUCCUGGUCGGCUAUAAGAAUACUUUUCACGACGCGAUUGAGUCUUUGAAGGAGGAUGACUCGCGCAGUCGCUUUAUUCGCUUUGGUGUGCAAAUGGGCCCCGACUCGGUCUUGAAAUACUCGCCGGAACCGCCCCCUUUGGAAUCAGACAAGGAAAUUAGCGAGAAGCAGGACGAGGAGGAUGCCCAAGUACCACCGGAGACGACAGAGGAGCACCGGCAUGAUGUUAUUCAUAUGGAAGCGCAAGGAAUUAUGGUUUUUGACCGUACAGCUGAUGGUGCAGGCCAUACCAUGUGGAUGUUACGGCCGUUCACCGAGCCAAGGGAAGUGACAAUUGACCUUCCUCAUUUAUUGGUGGAAUCUUUGGGCGUUGGAGCCGAAGUUCUGGCGAACUACUUAACGACGUUGGCCGAGGCUGCAGCGAAUGAGCCAGAUCAAUCGAAGCAUCCCGCUCCAGAUCCUGUCCUAUGUCGUAUUUGUGAACGUCAAAUCACCCCGUGGUGGUUUGAAAAGCACUCGGAUCUCUGUCUACAGGAACAUCGGGCCGAGAUGGACGUCCAAAUCGCCCAGGAAAAUCUCAAUGAGCAUCGUCAUGCAAUAGUGAAGGUGUUGGACGGUCUCGAGGCCCGACAUAGCAGGACACUCCCCAGUGAAAGCAGCCCUGCUACCACCCCUCAGCCAGAAUAUAAAGGACUGCCCAUUGGGCCGUCGCCCGCCAACUCUGCCCCAUCAUCUGGAGCCGUUUCCAGCUCGAGCUCUGCCCCUGGUACCCCGCCAAGGUCGAGAGAUCAUUCUGCCUCUGGUAUCGGACAUGCCCGAGCUCGGUCGUUCGCUGUGCGGCGGCCGCUGUCUCGUAUUGUGGAGCUGGUUCUCGAUCUAUGUGACACGGCGCUGGAAAUCAAUAUGCCAGUCAUCAGGGAGUCACGUCCAGACAACGCGGAAGAUUUUCGAACGUUGUCACCACAAUCCGAGUCUAGAAUCUCCCAGGUUAUUCAAUGGCAGUCCCCCAGCUCCAAUACUUUGGAACAGGAACAGGGCCUAGCUGCCUUGUGUACCGAUACAGAACAGGUCUCCAAAGCCAAAGUGGACGCAGUCAUCCGCCACCGCAAAAUUGUUGAAUAUGCGGAACGCAUUCGUAUCGAAUACACUGUCCUGGUUGAAGAGUGCAUCACAGCGGCUCUUAGCAAGGCUGAGCGCAUCGCUGCUGGUCAGUUGAGUGACUCAUCUUGCUCUGACGAUGAUACUCCGCAUGAGCUUGACUCCGGGUUCACGGAAGAUUCGAGUCAGGAGCAACUGCCGCAGCAUCCACUACCGCAGCAACCACAACCGCAACCACGACUGCCGCAGCAGCAGCAGCAACAGCAACAGCAACAACAGCCAAUGUCCGCAUUGACGAUGUCCAUGCGUAACUCUUCCGAACGCGUUCAGCCGCCUCCAUUGGAUGGUAAACCGUCAUCUGUUGCCGUCUCCACCGGAUCUAACAGUCCUAUGGAGUGUCCUACCCCUCGCUCUCAUAAGAGUGCUUCUGGUUUACUAGGCACUUCGCAGCCAUCCAGAAGAGGUAUUUCGCUGGCAGAGCUCGAUGCGAGUGAAAACAGCGACAGCAGUGCUCUUUCUUCUGCCUUUCCCGGGGGCGUUCGAACAGAAUCACCCUCUUCUGAAAGAAGUUUCGACCGAAAACGCAGGAGCCUAGUACUUCCUUUAUCCAGUUCUCCUCGACGCCAGCCCUCACCGGCCAGAAUGUCGGGCCCCCAUUCGCCGUUGCGCAUGCCGAAACCUCGUCUUUCCAAUGGCGCAGAAAGCUUGCCAUCCCCCAUAGUUUCACCGUCGACGAAUUCCGGCGAAUUGACACAUCUUCACUUUCGCCAUCAUCGCAGAGAAUCAUCGGCAACUUCUUCAGACGCCGCCAAACCGGCUGUUUCACCUCGUUUGACCUCCGUUAGCCAACCUCAGCCCCGCCCGGCACCUCCGUCCAUCAAAGAUUUUGAAAUCAUUAAGCCCAUUAGUAAAGGUGCCUUUGGUAGCGUGUAUCUAUCCAAGAAAAAGACGACAGGGGAAUACUUCGCAAUCAAAGUGUUGAAGAAGACGGACAUGGUUGCGAAGAACCAGGUCACAAAUGUCAAGGCCGAGCGAGCAAUUAUGAUGUGGCAAGGGGAAAGUGAUUUCGUUGCUAAACUUUACUGGACAUUUUCGAGCAAGGACUAUCUUUAUCUGGUCAUGGAAUAUUUGAAUGGCGGUGAUUGUGCUUCUCUGGUGAAAAUCUUGGGUGGACUGCCAGAAGACUGGGCCAAAAAGUACAUCGCCGAAGUCGUUCUAGGAGUCGAACAUUUACACGGCAGGGGCAUCGUGCAUCGCGAUCUCAAGCCGGAUAAUUUGCUCAUCGAUCAAACAGGACAUCUGAAAUUGACCGACUUUGGCUUGUCCCGCAUGGGUCUCGUCGGGCGCCAGAAACGCGUCCUUAAAAGUCCCAAUGAUGUAGCUCCCGACCUUCUCAACCAGGGACCAUUCCCUCGUGCCACAUCCAUCACCUCCUCUCGGUCAGCUUCAUUCGAUUUCCAGGGUGGUAACUCGCCAGGCUCUACGCCGGUGAUCGCUCCUGAUGUGUCGGGCAGCUUGACCCAGCCGUCGUACUUUAAUCUCAACCAAAGUGGCAACGGGCUUACUCGGCAAACAUCUCGACGUGCAUCUGGCUACCGCAGUGAUAGUGGUGGAAGCGAAAAUUUGAGCGCGAUAUUUCGAACUUUCUCUUUGAAUGAAAGCAACGAAGGAUCUGCUCCAAUACCGGUUCCUCAUUCGAAUAAUCAUACCGAAGAAGAGCCCCAGAGUGAGCUUAGCGAAUCUCCAUAUUUGCACCCGCUACAGCCAACAUUUAGCAACCCCCAAGGAUCAUAUGGUACGCCUCCCCAGCAAUCAAUGAUGCCCCCUUUGAUGGCACUCUUCGAUCCCGAAGAUCACAAUAGACGCUUCGUUGGUACCCCAGACUAUCUCGCACCCGAGACAAUCAACGGAGUUGGUCAGGAUGAGAUGAGUGAUUGGUGGUCCUUGGGGUGUAUUAUGUUUGAAUUUCUCUUCGGUUAUCCACCCUUCAAUGCUCCUACUCCAGACGAGGUGUUCGAUAAUAUUCUCAAUAGGAGAAUCGACUGGCCAGAUGACCCAGAAGAGCUAGCAUCCCUCGAGUCGAUCGACCUUAUGAACAAACUAAUGACAAUCAACCCUCAAGAGCGGCUCGGGGCCAAUGUCGGCGAGAAAUUCCCGAAUGGAGGGGCUCAGAUUCGCAGCCACCCAUGGUUUUCAGAUGUUCAGUGGGAUACUCUGCUCGAGGAUAAAGCCGAGUUUGUCCCUAACAUUGAAAACCCAGAAGACACAGAGUAUUUUGACGCGCGUGGCGCUACCCUUCAGGCUUUUACCGAGGAACUGGAGGAUGAGCCAGCUCAGCAAACUCCAUCCACAUCUGGCUCGUACCCAGAUCGUCCUCAUGAUGCACUCUUCAAGGUCCGCUCACAAGUCAACUCGAUCAAACGGCCAUUAAUGCCAUUGCACAUCCCACCUCAUGUCCGUGAUUCCCGUGAUUCCCGUAUUAGAAGGUUGAGUGAGCCCACUUUGGCAGAUGACUUUGGCAGUUUCUCCUUCAAGAAUCUGCCGAUGCUGGAGAAGGCAAACAAAGACGUCAUUCAGAAGCUGCGACAGGAGGCAUUGCAAGCACAACAACGGCAAUCCGCGUCAGGGUCGCAAUCGCAAUCACAACCGCAACAACCGCCACAGCCACAGCCGCAGCCGCAGGGUCAGACUCAGAACGGGGCGCAGACCCAACAGCCACCGCUGACACAACCACAAGGACCGCCACCCUCGUCUGGACCUUCUCUUGAAGGCAGCCCAUUACCCAUGCCGCUGCAACGGACCAUGUCCCAGAACAAAGGCAACAACCGACCCUCGUCUCCAUCUAGUUUGAGCCAGGCCAAUUCAUCACCAAGUCGCCCAUCACAGCCAUCCUCCCCGCUCUUGGUCCAAUUCAGCACUGGUACCAACCAUGAACGCAGAAAAACUUCUGGCUCAUCUUCAACUAACUCGCACCAGUCGAGUGGAUCAGCUCAACCUGGAAAUGUGGAUCAAAGCCGUGUAUCCAGCGUGAGACAUGGUUCAGCUGCAUCGUCUCCUAUCAAAACUGGCCGGGUUACAGCUCACUCACCAGACAAAACACCUUCAGGGCAACGUUUCAGCAGUUCUCCGACCACUAGGACGCGAUCACAGACCAUUGGAUCUCAGGAUGGCGAAUUGUCAUCGUCCUUGGCGAAGGAAUCAUACGUCGCAGGCCACUACAAGCGUCGAAGCCAAUUAUUUGAUAUCUCACCUUCGUCGUCCGAUAACGAAGAUCCACGCACCAAGGCUCUACUCAAAGUACAACGCCGUCGUCAGAGCUCUCGACGCCUCUCCCAGAUUAAUCUUCUUGAAGGGCCAUUCUUCCGGCCAUUGGACGUACUCAUUUGCGAAGAUCAUCCUGUUUCGAGAUUAGUUAUGGAGCGCCUGUUUGAAAAACUUCGUUGUCGAACAAUCACGGCUGUAAAUGGUGGGGAGGCUAUGCGUUAUGCCUUGAGUGAAGUCCAAUUUGAUAUUAUCAUGUCGGAGUUCAAGCUGCCUCAGGUAAAUGGGUCAGAUCUGGCACGUAUGGUGCGAGAAACACGAAGUGCUAACCGGCAUACUCCCAUCAUUGCCCUGACUGGCUAUCUGAAAGACCUGCCCGAAACCCAUCAUUUUGACGCGCUGAUUGAAAAACCCCCUACCCUAACCAAACUCACGGAGGCAUUGUGCAAGUUUUGCCAGUGGAAGCCUCCGCCCAAGGACUACAAUCCUUCCCAGUCGUUGCCAGUGCCUUCUUCCACUAGCCGCCAUACUCCCAUGCCUACUGAGGAUAGUCCAGGCUCAACAUCUUCUGGAUUCCCUCUUAUGCCUUCCAGCUCAUACCGGGGGUCCAGCCGCGAAGAUUCUAUUGGUAGCAGCUAUUUUGGAGAUAUGGAUUCCAUCAAGAAUGAGGAAGUCCCCGUCAUUGUUAGCCGCCAUACCGAUGAAUGGGGGAAUCAGGACAAAGGCGGACUGGGGAUAUCGGAAGAGGCAGCUGCAGCUCAGGAUACUCCAGAUUUCAAAUCAGAUUCAAAUAAAGUUCCCUUCCCGGACCUCCUUCAUGCGGCUUCUGCUCCAGCUGCUAUGAACAUCCCUGAAACUCCCACGCCUCGCAAGCAGCGGUCUACUGAAGCCAUCCGAGCGAAACGCGAAUCGUUAGAAAAAAAGCGAUACGAGUGCGCUGAGUCUGGCGAUGACGAGGAUGAAGAGCUUGGAAAUUCCCAGGGCCGAUCAAGCAGUCCGCAGUCCAGGGCUAACAGGCCUGGCUCCAAGCUGGGAAUUGAGAUGAUGAGGACAAAUAGUCGGGGCAGCGUUGUCAGUGGUAGCGAAGAAUUACUUAAAAAGGAGAGAGAGUCAUUGGAACGCGGCAGAAAUGUCAAUUCUGAAGCUAUUGAGGAAAGCGGAGAGGAGUCACCUGAAUCUCUUCCCAGUACUGGAUUGGAGGAUAAAUUCAACGAUCUCUAUAUCCCCGAGGAAUCCGAGGAAUCGGUUGGGGAUGAAAUCGGUCCGAAAGAGACACCUUCGCCCAAUGAGCCGGAAUCCAGCGAAAUGACCCCUAUGAUGACUUUUUCAGAAUCGCCUUCGCGUUCCCAAACUUAUGCUGAAGUCCUUGCGCACACAAGUGACCCAGAGAACAAAGGCCAAUCAACCCCUCCAAUGGCAUCUGCGGACACAGGCGCUCUGAAUUCUGAGACGACCGGUCCCAACACACCAUCCAUGAAGACGACCAAGGAUACAGGAUUUGGUCCCGACGCCGAUAUCGACCCAACCCUGGAUUCCGAAGCCACGCCUCGGCCUUUACAUACACCCUUGCCAAAUUUGGAUCCUGAGCAGACCCCUCGACCGAGAUAG